Molecule: messenger RNA, 3987 nt
Organism: Symbiodinium sp. CCMP2592
Lineage: Eukaryota; Dinophyceae; Suessiales; Symbiodiniaceae
Source: the annotation of a GenBank genome assembly
AUGCAGCUCCGCCUGCUCCAUUUGCUUGGAGCAUUGACUUGGAGCAUUGGCCAGGCUUCUCUGGACACUUGUGUUGAGGAGGAUCAGCCUGCGCUGCUGCAGUUCAUGAAGACGAGGGCCGGAGAUUGCACCAACCAACCAUGGGACUGCAAUGAUGGAGGAUUCAGCGCUGAGGCUGCUUUGCAGGUGAUCAGCGAGAGGCCAGACAACCGUUGUAAAGGUAGCGAAAUCUCGCUGUUGAACAUUACGAAUGGAGCCUACACGCCGGUUUGCAGAUUCAACACUACUUGUUUCAAUUCGUGUGGCAUCGGAAAGGACAACUUCAUUUACUGCCGAAUUGACGAUGCUCCAACGAACUCGCUUGUCCGCAUCACAUGCCCAGUGAGCUCGAGCGGUCCUACUACGGGGAGUUUCUGCUGGUUAGGGGAGGUGCCUCUCUCCAGAGCAGGUGGCUUCAAUCCUCGGACGAUUGGCGGUGUUGAUCGGUUCUACUGGAUCACCAUCGGCGGCAGCAUUGACGUGCAAUUCUAUGAGAAUGCCUCUGCAGGCAGCAACAUUGGCGUUGCUGGCUUGCCGGGAUGGAGUACAGCCACGUUGGCACAACUCAACAACAACAUUGGUAUCGGCAGUGGCAUCAACAUCGCUGCCCAAGAGAGCCGCCUUUCGCCAGCUGGCGACUUGGCGAUUCGGGAGAUCCAGAACUUUCCGGGCAACAACGAUCUGGAUUGGGUCGUUUCCUGUACCGAGGACCGAGUCUUACUUCAAAGCGUUGAAGGGACCACGAGCCGCUUCUACGACCUGCAGAUGGUGCUGCCGGUGGGUGCGGCAUACGGCUUGCCAAGUGGCAGCGCUGGAGCUAUGUGGGACUUUAAAGGGCGCAUCUAUUGUGCAUACAACAAUGGCGAUGGCGUGUUCGAAAUCCUUUUGGACCAGGUUAGCACCACCCAAGUUCCAGUGGUGCUGGCCUCUCCUGCAGAGAGCAUUCCAAUAACCGCGCAGAAUGAUGGUAUGAACUGUUUCGAGGAAGAAACACCUUUUCCGACGACCACGAGCACCACAACAACCACAACACCUGCUCCUCCAGAACCGUGCGAGAACGUGCUGUACUGUCCACUAGACGGCACUGGUCCACGAAACGGUCUGACGAUGACCACCGGCCCAGAAAUCGAUCGCCUUAACGACAACCGGUACAGUUUCAAGAGGAUUUGCCAGAUGGCCGCUGGCUCGCCGAAUCUGGAUUCUUGUGGCAUCAACGACGUGGACGGCAUGAUCUACUGCGUGGCUGGGUCCGGCAGCAAUCAGCAACUCGUGCGUGUGACCUGCGGGAGCGAGCGCGCUACCAACUUGGUUUGCUAUCUGGGCGAAGUCCCGGCAGUCAACGUCAACGGUGCCAGCUUCGCUCCGGGCACGGGCACGUUCGUCGCACGGAACAACAGUGACAUCUUCACCUUUGAAAAUGUUGCCAGCCUCAGCGGGUCGACGUUGCCGGUGACGGCUCCCGUCACACAGACUAGCACGUUCACGAUGGAUGUCGAGAGCGAAUCGGAUCUCAUUGUGCAGGAAGCCAAUGUUGACGGCAGCGGAAAUAAGCCCUGGAUCUUCUCUUGUUAUGGACGCAAGGUCUUUGCAAGACCGCUCGAUGGUUCCGGCAUCCAAACAACUCUAACCAUAACUGGCUUGGCGUCGAUUGUCGACGCCAAUGAGCAAGCCAGGUCCAUGUGGGGCUACAGCGACGGGAGCGUCUACUGCGCCUACCUACUAGACAACAACCCUUAUGAACGGAUCGUCAUCCAGGUCCUUCUGGACACCGUGAACAUUACUGCGGGCACGGUCGAGUUUUUUGAGGCGGCCCCAGCACAGGGAUUUGCAUUGAGUCGUGUAAACAAUGCGGAGGAUGGUCUGAACUGCCUCAACACAGCAAGUCCCUUUCCAGGAUCGGGCGGCACCACCACAACGACCACCAUCCCCCCGUGCGAAGCAGCUGCAUUCAACUGCUCACAGUAUCCAGGCCCUCUGCAGGUGAUCAACGACGAUAGUUCAGCGAGUUGUGUAUCAAGGCUUCAAUAUCUAAACUCCUCAGGACUGUACACGCCAAUCUGCAGUUCCCAACCAGGAGAAUGCCAGCAGGGGUGUUCCUACAAUCCGAAGGAUGGGAAGAUCUAUUGUCAGAGCGUCCGCUCAUUCCGAAACUUGGGGCGGUACUUCACCCGCAUCGACUGCGAUGGAACCACGGGGGUCAUGAAGGUUUGCUACGUGGACUUGUUUCGGAAUGAUGUCAGAACAGCAAGCUUUGUGGAGGAACCUUUCACAAACUUUCCCAACUAUGUGCACUCUUCCACCCCACUUCGCAAUCUUCAAGCGGAUGUCACCACCCUUGGUGCCUUUGAGGAUCCUCCGUUCGAGGGCGUUUGGUCUGGGAUGGCAAGCGAGCAAAUUUCUAGUGCAAGCUUCAACUCCCGCAGCAUGGCGAUUAGCAGGUUUGAUAUCGGUGAUGGCAAUGGGGUCCAGACUUGGGCAAUUGGCUGCAAUGAUGGGCAGGUUGUCGUCCAAGGCGUUUCAAACGACACGGACAACUUCUUGGAAAACGUUCGCUAUACGUUGACCAUCGAGGAGCCGGUGCCGACAGGGGGAGCAGCGAAAACAGCAUGGACCUUUGAGAACAAGGUGUAUUGUGCCUACGACAAUGCCGUCUACUUUCUGUUCACGCAGUUCAUAACCCUCAACACCGUGACCAACACAGGCACGAUUAUUUUGGGCGAGGUGAGCAAUGCCGCCACAGUGAACAACAAUGACGACAAUGGAGGACUCCAAUGCGAUACGCCGGACCCGUUCCCAGAUGUGACCACAUCGACUAGCACGACAACUACGCUUGGCCCACUGACUGCCUGCUCCACGCAGGCCUGGAACUGCAGCAACAGCAGCAAUUUUUCGACUCUUGCCUUGCAAGUGAUCAACGAGCGGGAAGAUGGUCUUUGUGUGCAGGGAACCCUUCAGGCGUUGGACGUCGAGACCGGUACCUACACGCUGAUUUGCACCUUCCCAGAUGGCGAGUGCUUCAACGGCUGUGGGGUCAGCCCCUUGGACGACCAGAUCUAUUGCUUCACGGAAGAGCGGGAUCAGGACCUCGCCUACCUCACGCGACUGUCGUGCCCAACCACUGAUAUCGGCACUGGAUCGGCGGGUGACGUUUGCUACAUUGGCCUCCAGCGGGCAUCCGUGUCUGCAAAUUUCGACCGUAGCGGACAGUUCGUGUUCAUCGCAGAUGCUGGAGGCCUUUUCGUGCAACAAGAUUUGGAGACACUUCCGGCAUAUGACCGCCGGCCGCUACCAGAGGAUAAUGUGACUUUCGACUAUCGUCCGAAUGCUACACAGGUGAAUGCCAAUCAGCCGAACCAAAUCGAUGGAUUUGACCUCACGGUCCGAGCGAUUGAUCUUGGAAAUGCGACAGGGGUGCAGAAUUUUACAAUCUCUUGCAACGAGAACUACGUCUCGUUCCAAUCCUUGACGAACGAGUCGGCAUUCUACAAGCUGACGAUGACAAACAUCAACCCCCAGGGGAUUUCAGGCGCUCAGUGGGAGUUCGAUGGGCGUGUGUUCUGUUCUUACAAUGAUGAGGGCAUUGUGUACGAGAUCCUGUUAAACACGGCCGACCUCCAGGCCAACACAAUCGCCAGCGGCAUUCAGAAUCCCUCACAGGUUGUCCAAUCCAACGACGGCCUCAAUUGUCUGACGGCCCAGGCUCCCUUCAUAGAUCGUACUACAAGCACCACGGUUACAACAACGACCUCGGUAGAGGCUACAACGACCUCAGCUGUGGCAACGACGACCUCGGCAGCGGCAUCGACCACCUCGUCGAAGAAGCCGUACUACCGGCGCUUCCGCCGCUUCCACCGCUUCCACCGCUUCCGCCGCAUCCGAAGGCGCCGCCGCAACAGGCGCUACUCGUACAAGUACAAUGCGUCCGAGCAGAAAGGCGACGAGGAGUGA